Molecule: messenger RNA, 1452 nt
Organism: Saccostrea echinata
Lineage: Eukaryota; Metazoa; Mollusca; Bivalvia; Ostreida; Ostreidae
Product: armadillo repeat-containing protein 7-like
Exons: 7
Coding region: 9-578 (189 amino acids)
Molecular function (GO): protein binding
Source: RefSeq, a predicted model, not a curated record
ACAGAAUAAUGUUUAGCACAAAGGAACAACUUUCAAAGAGAACUGGACCACACGGGAUUGGGCGGUUUAGCUAUUUACAAGCUCUUGUAAUUGAAUUUCAGGAUACAGACAGUCUGGAGAGCAAGCAAGAAGUUUUAGCAAAUUUGGGAAAUUUUGCUUACGACCCAGUGAAUUAUGAGUACAUGAGAACUUUGAAUGUUAUCGACCUUUUCCUUGAUUGCCUGGAUGAAGAUGAUGAGAAGUUAGUGCAAUUUGGUAUUGGAGGACUUUGUAAUCUUUGUUUAGAUAAAAUUAACAAAGAAGAAAUCUUGAAAAACAGUGGAGUUAAACUUGUUAUGAAAUGUCUAUCUAGCCCCAAUGAGGAGACAGUCCUGUCCGCCAUCACCACGCUGAUGUUUCUAGUGACCCCUGUAUCAAGGGCAGAAAUAACAGCCCUACCUAUUGUAGAAUGCAUGUUGAGGUUUUCAGAAUCCACAAACCCAAGGCUGAGUAACCUUGCAAAGGUUUUUCUGGAGGACUAUUGUGACAGAUCACAGAUUGAGGCUGCCAAGCAGGUCCAGGAACGACUGAGUACUUAAAGUUCAUACAGAUCAAAGCCUUCACACCAAAGGAAAUGAAGUGACAGAGCUCCAGAAAUCACAAUGAUACAUCUGACCUUAAUAUUUCUAUGUGAAUAAGGUGCAGGAGGGGAAGUCAUUGUAUAACACAGGAACAGAUAAAAUAUGAACUACUUUUUCAAAAUCGGUGCCUGUUCCUAUAUAUAAAGCAUACUAAGAAUUAUUAAGCUACUAAAUAAGAAGCACAAUUGUUUCUUAGAAAAUGAUACAGAGAUGUUGUGGAUUCUAACAUAAGAUAAUAGAUAUUAUAAACACUUGAAGGUGAACACAAACUAUAGACUGAAGAUGGUAAAUUAUUAGUGGACAGAAGUGGGAUGUGAUUGGAAUCAUUGGAUGUUAUGUUUUUGUGUAACGCGUGCAAAGUUUAUGUAAAAAAAUCCUACCAAAAUUUUAUAAAUAUGUCCAUAGGACAUGAAUGUCCACCGGGUGUAUAAUAGUAAUGCAACAGGAAAAUUUGUAUGAUUUGUAUUAGUGUAUGAAGUUUGAUGAGAAUAUCUUGAAUAGUUUAUGUAAAAUUGAAUUGAAAUUUUAAAAAAAAUGGAAAUAGAUGAUAAAUUUUCACCAAAUUUUGUAUAAGUGCAUAAGCUUACAUAAAAAUAUGUUAAAUGGUUUCUUUAAAACUAAGCAAAAUGCAAACUAAAGAAAAGUGAGGUCAAGGUCACAAGAAAGUGCAAGGUCAAAAGUUUUUGAUACAGUUGAAUAGCUCUCACUAAAACAUAUCAGCAUAUUAAGUUUGAUAAAAAAAAAUAUUGUGAAUGGUUUCUUAAAACUGAGCCAAACAAUAAUUUAAGAAAAGUGAGGUCAAGGUCAGAGGAAAGGUCAAGGUAAAAAAUGU